This is a messenger RNA of Cladophialophora immunda, 6427 nucleotides long. RefSeq lists its product as hypothetical. The coding region runs from base 804 to 6086 and encodes 1760 amino acids. Gene Ontology annotation, molecular function: DNA binding; ATP hydrolysis activity; ATP binding. The record is from RefSeq and is a predicted model, not a curated record. The transcript has 2 exons. Lineage: Eukaryota; Fungi; Ascomycota; Eurotiomycetes; Chaetothyriales; Herpotrichiellaceae.
CUCUGAUCUGCCAGUGCCCUCCCCCGGCACCAGAGAAGAGCCGUGCCUCACCGCAUCAACCACGCAGCAUCAUCAUUUUUCCACUCCGGCACUCAUGACACCGUGACCAAAUCCAUCACCGAUAAUUCACCAUCCACGCGUUGGCACACGUCUUUCAUCUUCUUGAGGCUUGAUAUUUCUCUUGGCAGACCUGGUUGGCUUUGCAAGUCACUUGACCCCCGUUUUCGGUUGCUCAGGUCGUUUAUUUGAUGGCUCCUGGGUUGCGACCUGGCAGGCGUGUGGUUGAAAAGACAAAACCACCCUACAACUAUUGCAACUAAUAAUAAUGGCCGCUACUGGGACUUCAAGGUUGGAGCCUUCGCUCCCAGCAUCUGCCAAGCUUGAGCUAACUUGUUCUGUACAGACUAGAUCGUCUUGUCACCUUGCUGGACAAGGGGAGCACCCAGCUCAUUCGAAACACUGCCGCACAACAACUUGCCGAUGUCCAGAAACAGAAUCCCGACAAUCUCUUUGCACUACUCGGCAGGGUUCUUCCCUACCUGCAGUCAAAAUCAUGGGACACUCGCACUGCCGCCGCCAAAGCCAUCGGCGGCAUCAUUUCGAACGCCGAAAAGUUCGAUCCUAACGCUGACGAUGCCGACACCAAGUCAGAGCCCCUCAAGGUUGAGGAGGUGACCACCAAGCUCGAAGAGAAGACUCCGGAAGCAGACGACCUUCUCCAGCUCAGCGCUCUUGACAUCAAAUUGAUCCUUAAUCAUGGGAAGAAGCUGUUGGGCAGUGCCGGUAAAGAGUACGAAUUCUCAAUGGCUGGUAUGACACCUGCUCAACGCUUGGCGCAUCAGAAGCAGAGUCUUACCGCUCGACUCGGUCUCGGCGGCGAGUAUAUGGAGGACGACUUGGUCAACGAGUUCGACUUUGCAGCUAGCUCGCAGUUCAAACAAGCCACAACCCCGGGUCUGACUCGAGUGGAUACCAAGCCAGGAGUGCAACGACUCGACAGUUUCGGGUCCGCCGGUCCCUACAGUGCCGUGUCCCCUUCAGACCACAAUGGCCAGUCCCUGCCUGACGAGUCCGGGCUCAGUAAACGACAGCUGAAUCAGUUGAAAAGGAAAAACAAAUCGGCCGCCAAAGCUGGCGCGAACAAGAUGCGCGUAGUAGACCUUUCGGGGCGACGCCAGCCCGAGCCUGGCCAGACACCGGUUUCAGCGACUCCGCAUGCGGUAAAGCUCAAUGGCCACGAAGACUCCAACGGUGAUGCUAAACAAGACUACUUCUCGAUCAAGCGAGAAGGCUCCGAUGACACCACUGCACUUGUCUCCGAGUUCAAGGGCGAAGCAGUCCCAGAAAAGCCGCUCAUCCAACCGGACGAAGAGCACGCCCACGACUGGCCUUUUGACGUUAUGUGCGAUUUCCUGUCGGUGGACCUUUUCGAUCCCAACUGGGAGGUCCGACAUGGAGCAGCUAUGGGUCUGCGAGAAGUUCUCCGUGUGCAUGGACGUGGUGCCGGUCGUCGAUAUGGCAAGUCCAGAGCUGAGAAUGAACUUGCGAAUCGACGCUGGCUUGAUGACCUUGCAUGUCGCCUGCUGUGUGUCUUAAUGCUGGACCGUUUCGGGGACUAUGUGUCGGAUACAGUGGUUGCCCCGAUCCGUGAAUCGAUCGGUCAGACUCUUGGUGCUUUACUAACUCAAUUACCUGAUGACCUGGCCAUUUCUGUCUACACCUGCUUGCAGGAAAUGGCCAAUCAACAGAACACCGGUCUGGAACAACCGAUUUGGGAAGUUUGUCACGGAGGCAUGAUUGGUUUGCGCUAUUUUGUUGCUGUUCGCAAAGAUCUUCUGCUUCGUCACAGCAAACUCCUCGACGGUGUUGUCACAGCCGUCAUGCACGGACUUGCUCAUCCCGAUGACGACGUCAAGUCGGUCAGCGCAGCCACCUUGGUACCUAUCGCUGGGGAAUUGACAACCAUGCGUCCAGAUGCUCUGGGCCAAGUUAUUAGUGUUGUGUGGGACUGUCUCCUGGAUAUGCAAGACGACCUCAGUGCAAGUACCGGCGCCGUCAUGGAUCUUCUUGCGACUCUCUGCUCGCACCAUGAAAUCUUGGAGGCAAUGCGUAUCAACGCCGCCGAGGACCCAGAGCAGUCAUUCGAGAAGCUCGUCCCGCGCUUGUACCCUUUCUUGCGACACACAAUUAUCAGCGUCCGCAUGGCGGUGUUGAAGGCGUUGGUCACAUUCUUGAAUCUCUCCAAUGUGGGCAACAUGGAGUGGGUGGGUGGCCGUGUGGUCCGCUUGAUAUUCCAGAACAUGCUACUCGAGCGAAAUGAAGGUGUCUUGUGGAUGUCCUUCGAGGUCUGGAAAGCGCUCAUCUCAUUUAUGGAACGCCAAGGGUUUUCCGCCUUCGUUGCUGACUUGGAGCGGCAUAUAACACCAAUGGUAGGGGCCGUCAUUCAACCCAUCGGUCAAGCGAGGAGCCCCAUUCCCAUGGACACGCUCCUUCUAAUUAAACCAUCGGGGUUUCCGAUGGUACCCAUUUCGACAACACAUGGAUAUACUCCGGAAUCUGACCAGCAACUGAAGAAGCGACGAAAAUUUGAGAAACCGGACACAAAUCAGCGCCUCUCCCACAAUACCGAUGGACACAUGUUGCACGGCGAAGUAGAUAUUGUUGGCUUGGAAGUCAUGCUCCGAACCAGAAUCGUCUGCUCACUGGCGCUGGGUCUUUUACUCAGCAAACAAAGUGCAUCUUCGAUUGAAUCAAAUUGGACUCACCUGAUGCCGUUCAUCGCUUCUCCUCAUUCAAGUUCAAGGCUGUUUACUGCAAUGAUCUUGGAAGAACUUGCAAAGUACCAAUCUCAAAAGCCAGCGAAUACACCAGCAAUUGUUUCACAGUUGCAGCAGGUCCUUGAUGAUGAUGGCAGCAACAGCUGGUACGCAGACAUGGUAUCUUCGCUGCAGGCAGCUCGUGGCCAAUGCCAGUCUUUGAUUAGCGCUUUCCAAAAUCAGGCGCACGUUUCCCGAGACAAGUUACCGUCAAUAGCAGUUGUCUGCCAAGGCAGCAUCGGUGCUGGUCCCAAGGCGUUCUCGCUCGCAGAUGCUGAGAGGAUCGUGACAACGGACUUUGAUCGUCUUCUCAAAGGUCUUACACCCGCACAGCGCGUUUCAGGAACGCAGUUUCUGAAUGACGCCCGUAUAAAUGCUAAGACGGCCGUUGACGAAGCCAGAAAAGUCAAAGAAAGCCGAGACAUCGCGAUCAAAGCCACGAUUGCGUCGGUCCUGGUUCGACUCAAGGAAAUCCCGAAGAAACCUGGUCAAUUGAUAAAAUGUAUCAUGGACAGUAUCAAGUCAGAAGAAUAUCAGGAUUUACAGGCUCGAUCCGCAUCAAGUGUUGCAGGGCUCAUUGAUUACUACACUACGAGCCCGAAACGUGGCCCUGUGGACAAGCUGGUCUCCAAUCUGGUCAAAUUUACCUGCGUGGAUACUUCGGAGACCCCAGAGUUUGGUCCCAAUGCCUCUUUCGAAGACAUUGUUUUGUCACUGCGAAAGGAAGAAGACAGAAAGGACCAUCCGGAUGCUGCCCGGUUUGAACAAGAGGCCAAGGAGGCCCGGAUCAUGCGGCGGGGAGCCAAACGUGCACUUGAUGAGCUGGCGCAAGAAUAUCGUGCUCAGCUCCUUGAAAAACUCCCCGUGCUGAGAUCCCUCAUCGAGAGACCAAUUCACGAGCUAAUUGAGCCAUCUGACCCAGCCACUUUACAGGUCGACGAAGAACAAGGUCAAUCACUAGUUGAUGCUAUGUCAGCUUUGCGAACGCUGUCACCCACCCUGGACGCUGGUCUGCACGCUUGGGUCUUGUCUUUGAGCCCGCUUAUUGGAAAAGCUAUGAGAAGCAGGCUUUCUGUCAUAAGAUACAGCGCCGCUAAAUGUUUCGCAACGAUAUGCAGUGUCAUAACCGUCGAGGGGAUGACUCGGCUUGUGCAGGAUGUUUUGCCUAACAUCAACAACCCACUGGACCUGAGGGACAGACAAGGGAUUACCGAAUGCGUCUAUCACCUCAUCCAAGCCAUGGGCGACAGGAUCCUGCCGUAUGUGAUCUUCUUGAUUGUACCUGUUCUGGGUCGGAUGAGCGAUGCCAAUAAUGAUAUCCGUCUUCUUGCGACGACAUCCUUCGCCACACUGGUAAAGCUGGUGCCUUUGGAAGCAGGAAUCCCAGAUCCGCCGGGAAUGCCGGAGUCAUUGCUCCAAGGACGUGAACGAGAGCGCAAAUUCAUGGCGCAGAUGCUUGAUCCAAAAAAAGUCGAGCCCUUCCAGAUCCCUGUGGCGAUCAAAGCGGAACUACGACCCUAUCAGCAAGAUGGCGUGAACUGGUUAGCAUUCCUCAACAAAUACAACCUCCACGGCGUUUUGUGCGACGACAUGGGUCUCGGGAAGACUCUCCAGACUCUCUGUAUCGUAGCAAGCGAUCAUCACAUACGGGCCGAGGAGUACGCCAAGACCCAAGCUCCCGAUAUGAGGCGUUUACCGUCUCUGAUUGUCUGUCCACCGACGCUCUCGGGCCAUUGGCAACAGGAGAUCAAGCAAUACGCACCGUUUUUGAGCUGUGUGGCGUACGUGGGACCGCCAUCGGACAGAAUCAGCCGGCGUCCUUUACUCGAAAAAGCAGAUGUUGUCAUAACUUCCUACGACGUGUGUAGAAACGAUAACGAUAUCCUAACACCCAUCACCUGGAAUUACUGUGUACUGGAUGAAGGCCAUCUGAUCAAAAACCCAAAGGCGAAGAUCACCCAGGCCGUGAAAAAGCUAGUCAGCAACCACAGACUCAUUCUUUCCGGGACCCCAAUUCAGAACAAUGUCCUGGAGCUCUGGUCUCUCUUCGACUUCCUAAUGCCUGGCUUUUUGGGUACGGAGAAAGUCUUCCAGGAUCGAUUCGCGAAGCCGAUUGCAGCCAGCCGCAAUGCAAAGUCUUCUUCAAAGGAACAAGAAGCGGGCGCUUUGGCAAUUGAAGCUCUUCACAAGCAGGUGUUGCCAUUUUUGCUGCGGCGUUUGAAGGAAGAAGUGCUCAACGAUCUACCACCCAAGAUUCUGCAGAACUACUACUGUGACCUCAGCGAUCUGCAGAAGCGUCUGUUUGAAGACUUCUUCAAGAAGGAGCGCAAGACUGUGGAGAACAGUAUUGGCUCGGCGGAUAAAGAGGCCAAGCAACACAUCUUCCAAGCCCUCCAGUACAUGCGCAAACUCUGCAAUUCGCCGGCCCUUGUCGUCAAGGAAGGAAACAAGCAAUAUGAGGCGAUUCAGAAGCAACUUGCAGCGUCCAAAUCCAGUCUGCGCGAUAUUGCUCACGCACCGAAACUGGGAGCUCUACGCGACUUGCUGGUUGAUUGCGGCAUUGGCGUAACCAACGACUCAAAUGACAUUUCAGCUUCAAAUUAUGUGUCACAACAUCGGGCACUGAUCUUCUGCCAAAUGAAGGAAAUGCUCGACAUGGUCCAAAAUGAAGUUUUGGGCAAGCUUCUUCCGAGUGUUCAAUUCUUGCGACUCGAUGGGAGCGUGGAAGCCACCAAACGCCAGAAUAUUGUCAACCAGUUCAAUAACGACCCCAGCUAUGACUGUCUCUUGCUGACCACCAGCGUGGGUGGCCUUGGGCUGAACCUCACUGGCGCCGACACCGUCAUCUUUGUCGAGCACGAUUGGAAUCCUCAGAAGGACAUUCAAGCCAUGGACCGAGCCCACCGAAUCGGCCAGAAGAAGGUGGUCAACGUCUAUCGCCUGAUUACGCGCGGCACCUUGGAGGAGAAGAUCCUGAGCCUUCAACGAUUCAAGAUUGACGUCGCGUCGACUGUUGUUAACCAACAGAACGCAGGCUUAGGGAGCAUGGAAACGGAUCAGAUCCUGGACCUCUUCAACCUCGGAGAAACAGCAGAGAAUGGUGGUGAGGCAGGUGGUACAAAGGACGAGGACAUGGUCGACCUUGAGACCGGUGAAGUCAGAAAGAAAGGAGAGAAGGGCUGGCUUGACGAUGUGGGUGAACUCUGGGACGAGAGGCAGUACGAGGAGGAGUUCAACCUCGACUCCUUUGUGCAGAACUUGCAAAAAUAGAGUCCGUCGGGCAGGAUGUGGCAGGAUGUGGCAGGAUGCCGGUUUUUGGAGCUGUACAAUUAUUCCACAGGGUUGCCCAGUGCUCAAAAGUGGUUUUUGGCAGGAUUGGAUCAGUGAUCAUUAUCAAUAGUUACCACACAGCCCAACUUGGAGUUGGCAGUAUUCAGCUUACACUGCACCAGGCACACAACUUGCAAACUCAGGAGUCUCAGUCUCGUGGCUGAAUGACAAUGUAUAUUUGGCCAAGAUAUUUACCAAAACCUAUCUCAGGUCUAGGCAAGUGGUGCAUGUGUUUGGUUGGUUUCAGACGGGGGACGGCCUUCGUCUACGCUCGAUAUAGG